Messenger RNA from Brassica napus (rape), 1080 nucleotides. RefSeq lists its product as uncharacterized. Bases 1 to 1080 code for a protein of 359 amino acids. The transcript is spliced from 5 exons. The record is from RefSeq and is a predicted model, not a curated record. Lineage: Eukaryota; Viridiplantae; Streptophyta; Magnoliopsida; Brassicales; Brassicaceae.
AUGGUAUUGGGACAUCUUCUUCUGGUCCAUCAUCUUCGGAGGCAGUUCCGGGCUCUCAGACAUCCCAGAGAGUUUCUUGGACCUCAUAUGCCUCCACCUCCUCCUCCUCCAGCCGCUGCACCUCAGCCUGUCCCAGCAGGUGCAGUUCAUCCAGAUUUGUGUGUGCCUCCAUGUGCUCCAUACUCGAGAUAUACAGUAGAGAUUUGCUCGCCCAGCCUGGACGAGAGGGCUUGGAUGUUCUGGAUCUCGAUAGACCACCCGGAACUUAUUGGUUUGGAGCCAACAACCGUUCGGAGCGUGUCGGAGAUAAUCAAGGGCUACUACGACGGAGCCUACCCGAAUUGGAGCAAGACUCCAUACCACCAAAGGUGGCACUGGUCCUUGGGAAUCACCAAGAGGGUGAAGAGGGAAUUCAUUGCAAAGGAAAAGAUCCGCCUUUGCAACACUGUCUCCGAUUGGAAGGACAAGUGGGAGAUCAGGGUUAUGAAGGAAAGCCCACCGAGCUUACGAAGGAUGUAUGGGAUGAUCUUAUCGCCUUUUGGAAGCUACCCUCUUCUACCCGUAAGGCGAACUCGUGCUCCGCUUCCCAAGGAACGAAGGACAAAGAUGGUUAUUUGCCCAUGGUUCACAGAACUGGACAAAAGUCUCACGCUGGAAUCCACGGGAGUCUUACCAUCUAUGUCUGAUCUAUUCAAGAUGACUCACGUCACAUCAGACGGGAUUUUUGUGGAUCCGGUAUCCGAGAAACUCUUCAACGCAUUGGCUUCUCAGGUUGAAGAGUGGGAGACGCAAUUAGCCCAGCAGUCUCCCGAUGGAUUACCCGUCAAACUGACGACCGAAAAGGUCGACAUGAUCUUCGAAGAGGUGGCCCCUAGAAAGAAGGGAUGGAUAGUGGGCAUCGGUUCUGUUAACAAAGUUGCUAAGGAAACUUCUUCAUAUGCUUCGAGACGGGAUGAAGAGAACUCUCAAAUGAGAGUUCGGAUGGAUAGCCAGCAUGAUCGUUUAGACUCUUUUGAAGAUAUACUGGAUGUGAUGGCGGUGGGAAACCCGACUUUGCAGAGAGCAUUAAAUGAGAGGUGA